This is a messenger RNA of Pseudogymnoascus destructans, 4885 nucleotides long. RefSeq lists its product as uncharacterized. The transcript has 3 exons. The coding region runs from base 1608 to 4226 and encodes 872 amino acids. Gene Ontology annotation, cellular component: plasma membrane; cell division site; cytoplasm. The record is from RefSeq and is a predicted model, not a curated record. Gene Ontology annotation, biological process: cytoskeleton organization; small GTPase-mediated signal transduction. Gene Ontology annotation, molecular function: GTPase activator activity. Lineage: Eukaryota; Fungi; Ascomycota; Leotiomycetes; Thelebolales; Thelebolaceae.
UUUGCCCUCGUUAUCAACCCGACAGAACCGCAAAACCACCCCAACAGAGGCAAUGCCGUACACGAUGGCGUUAGUCUUGCCCUGCUCACGCCUAGCCGCUGACAAUCACAUUGUACACAUAGUGCACGGGGGUUCAGCUCAGCCCCGAACUAAAUAUUAAUGAUAUCUGCGUUGUGUGGAUUCUUUCCAGAGAAAGAUAGAACAUCGUUGGCUUUUGAACUGGCGGUGUUGCAUUACGUAUUCAAACCACGUCGAAUAUAUCAGUAAAUCUACCACUCCACACUCGGCAGAUCAUCCUCAAGAGGCUUCUCCCCCUCCCCCUGAAUCCUCAGCGCCACCCCAUCAGCCUCCGCCCACACACGCAAAAUAUUCCCACCCACAACCUUCGCCACAUCCGCAUCACUCACCCCCCUCCUCAGCAACUCCCCCACCAAAUCGGGAAACUUCGUCACAUCCUCCAACCCCCUCGGCACUCCCAAUCCCAUCAAAAUCACUCCCAAUCCCCACAUGCUCAAACCCAAUCAACUCCCCAAUAUACACCACAUGAUCCGCCACCCGUCCCAGCAUCGACCCCGCCUCGUCGAAAUCAGGAAGCCCACUCUCAUUCGGCGGGUUCGCAGCGACGCAGCUCACGAAGUCGGGCAUGAAAUUCACCAUCACCACGCUCCCCUUCGCUUUGACGAGAUGCAACACCUUGUCCGGGACGUUGCGCGUGUGCGGACAGAGCGCGUAGGCGCAGCUGUGGCUGAAAAUAGGGGGUGCGGCGCUGCGUAUGAGUCAGGAUCUUGCUCGCUCUUUCCUCAAUGGUAGGCGGCUGCCCCCAAAAUGGCCAUCCAAAGGCGGCAGUGGGCUUGGAAGAUAACAGUACAGAUGCAGUCAAAAGGAGGGCUGCAUAUGCAAUUAUACAUUUUGACCUUCGCCAUGGUGAGCCCCCAUCGACGACGACCAACUGUUGCGGCUGGUCUUUACCAUAGGACUCUACCUUGGGCAGAAGAGGCCUAGACUCCAUCAUGUAAAAAGGCUUAUUUGCAAUAUAAUAUCGGGAUAUGACGAUUUCCCAGUAGCUCUCACGUCAGAUCCUGAUUCGUAGUUACAGUCACCUAUUUCUCUACGGUCUUACAAGUCACGUGCAACAUCUGAUCUUUUGUAUGCCUGAAACUUGGGAAAAGGAAUCCACGACUCUAAACUUGGACCCUGCAAUUCCCCAACCUUGGAGCAGUGGCAGCCUAGACCCAAAAGGUACAUUAGCAAACGUGGACAACUCGUGCUGACGCGGGCCCUGAACCAGACUAUAAACAACAAAACUGAAUCGCGCAGAACCUGGCAGACGUCGCAAAUCAAUCGGCCGGCUUGAGGACAAUCUCCCAAACUGUCGCUGGUGUUAUUGCAGUUCUUGGUUCUGUCUGUUGUAACGAUACGGCUGAGCGAAGCUUCACGAAACACAGCCCCAUCUGAGGCCCUCAUAGAGCUGCCAGCUUGUUGAUCUUUCGCCCGUCACUCCUUUUUUGCUAAAAACCACCUCUCUUGUACAUACCGACCUCAGUUCAGAGCGACGCGCGUCGCUUCAAUCGACUUCACGAGUAGUCGCGAUCUCUCACGUGGGCAAGAUGCCCGGUUUCGCAGAUUCCUUCUGGUCCUCCGACUAUGCUGGAGGACUGGGAGUUCUGUUUGGGAAGCUUCAGCAGGGUGUCCUAGAAAACCAGCAAGUCCUAACGAUUGCACGAAUGCGAGCCGAAGCCGAAGACCUCUACGGAAUGCGUUUGGGCGAUAUCGGGCCAGCGACUGACAAGAUGACUGGCGGCUUCACGAGGGAUGACGGCGCAAGUCUCAAAAAGGCAUACGAUGGAGUCCGCAGUGAAAUGGAGGAGGCGUCGAAAAACCACCGAAGGAUAGCUUUGAGUAUACGCGAGCUUGUCGUGAACCCGUUCAGCCGCUGGUGCGACGCCCACGAGAAUCGGGUGCAGUCUUCGCAAGACGAUCUGCAAUCACGGAUCAAGUCCCACGACAAACAGGCCGAGUCGGUUAGGAAGCUGCGAAGCAAUUACUUCAACAAGUGUCGUCUUGUGGAGGACAUUGAGGAGGAGAACAAGCUUGCGUUCCAAGACCCAUCGGGCCCCGAGGGGAGCCCCAAAGGAAAACAGAAUAUACCCGAGAUCAAGGUGGAGGAGAAUGAUGAGGAUGACGAGCCUCUGGAAAUCGGAGAUGAGAUCUACCAGCCCGAGCAGGUUAAGAAGAUGCUAGAGCAUGCCUUAAACACCGUGGCGCUCGGAGACACCAAGGUGCCAAUCCUUGGCACAUAUCAAAACACUACAUCCGGUGCUGGUAUUGUGGAAUAUCUGCAAAAGCACCUGGGUGCCACCACCAUCAGCUAUGCUGAGCGUGUUGGCCAGGAUCUUGUGGACCACGGUUUCUUGCGCCUGAUUGGCAACGUCGGAAACACUUUUGCCAACAGCAGCAAGAUGUUCUACCAAUGGCGCCCACGGGCUUUCCAGUACGCCGGCGUACCUGAGAAGAAGCAGCCCCUGAACCGAACAUUUUCCCUGGCUCCCAACUCCGACUUUGCGGAGUCGCCGGUGGUUGGAGCUGUUGGAGAAUACCUUUCCGGAUGGAGCUUGGUUAACCAACAUCCAAAUGAGACCCCGGCUCAGCGUCUCCGAAGAGAAGCUGCUGAGGCGGAUGAGAGAUACAAGGCGUCUGUGCGAAAGUUGGAUCUGCUUAGAUGCCAGCUCGAGGAGGCUAUUAUCGACCACCUCAAGUUUAUGGAGCGUUGUGAGCUUGACCGCCUAAAAGCUAUCAAGUCGGUUGUUCUUGACUUUUCUGGCGCAAUCAGCAAUGCCAUCCCAAGUCUUCAGUCAACCGUCGACAAGAUGAUGCUCUACCAAGAGACCGUUCAGCCACUGGGAGAUCUCCGUUAUCUCCUGGAGAACUACCGCACUGGUGGCUUCGCACCCAAAGUCCAGAUCUACGACAACUAUUACAACUCUGCCGAUGAGCAAACUUUCGGUGUUGACUUGGAGGCUCGCGCCCGUGCUGAUAAGAAGCGCGUUCCGAAUGCCAUCACCUCCAUCCUCACAUUCUUGGACAACCACUAUCCGGACUUGGAAGGUGACGAGGCUAGACGAGGCAUCUGGCUUGUAGAUGUUCCGUUGCAAAUCACUCAUCGCCUUAGAGACGAGAUCAAUAACGCCAAGCCGGUACCAAUGGAGACACUCCAGCGCUAUGAUAUACCCGUGGUAGCAAGCGUACUCAAGCUGUACUUGCUAGAACUUCCCGACUCCCUGGUCUCUUCCCACGUUUACGAGAUUGUUAAAACCAUCUACAACACCCCCGCCUCAGAGUCGACCGACUCGGCUCGUGUAUCUGUACUCCAAAACACUCUCAUCCAGCUUCGCCUCUCCAACAUCGCAACCCUCGACGCGCUCAUGACCCACUUCACUCGACUAAUCGAGCUAACCUCGGCCGACGAAGUCUACACCGCCGCCCUCGCCCAAACGCUCGCCCCAUGCAUCCUCCGCCCCCGCGCAGAGAACUCCCUGACACUAGAGGAGAAGCACUCCUACCGCCUCAUCCGCGACCUCUUCGUGCACAAGGGCCGGAUCUUCAGCGAACUCAAGCGCGCCAGCUCGCUCUCCCACAGCGCGGAUAACGCCAACAACCGCCCGAGAGCGAUUAGCACCGACGAGAGCAACCGCAAGGCCAACAUGGAGGCUAGGACUCGCGCUAUUCUCGCGGCGGGGGGGUCGAGGAGCAGAGCCACUAGCCCGGCGCCGAGCCCGCGUGGACACAGGAGGGAUAGGAGUAGUGGGGGGCCGGAGACGAGGUUCCCCAUCCAGACGUCGCCGACUUUGACGUCGGAGACGCGUAACUCGAGGGGCUCGCUUGGAAGCACUGUGAACAGGACUAGCUUGGAUAUUCCGGGGUCGAUCGAUUCCAUCUCCACUAAACCGGAUAGCCACUCUGCGUCCAGCGCGCUGCAGCAGGCCACAAAUGGAGUGAGCGGUUUCAAUCCAUUCGGUGCUGGAGCUGGGGAUGCUGGUGCUGAUGAGGGUGGGGUGGAGAAGAGGAAUAGCCUUGGGAGACCUAGGCCCCCGGUAGUUGGGAGGCUGGCGACGGCGCGGAAGCCGCCGGCGUCGAGUGCGUUGAGUGUGGGUGGUGAUGGUAAGCUUGGGCAGCAGGAGGUGCGGCCGCAGGGCGUUAGCCUCACUGAUAAGGUGAUGGAUGACUGAGUUAUGAAUGAUUGUUUGGGGGAAAGGAAGGACUACAUAGGAUGGACGAAGGGCAGAUGAACGUUUGUAUGGCAUGAUUUUCUUGCUGAAGCAGCGCCGAGGGGCGGUUGGAAUUAUGAUACCUUUGAUUAAACCAUAACUUCGUUGGGUUUCUUUUGUGUUAUUAAGAUUGUGUAUUAUGGAGAGGAAUUUGAAACUGACAUUAUUUCUACCGAAUGAGUAGGUAAUUCUGCUUGAAGAUACUGUAUAGCACAGAGACAUUUGAAGAUAUGACACUAUUUCUGCGAACUGAGUCAGCCAAUUCUGCAUGAAGAUAUUGUGUAGCAUAUCUCUUAUAUCGGAAGAGUUGCGCUCUGUGGCACUUUGGAUAUUUCCCGUUACGCUGUAUCGUGCGCCAUUUUUUCCUUCCUAGCGGUGGAUGUAUUAAUCUUAUAUCCGUACUCUGGCUAUCAUCAAAAUGAUUUCACGCCCGGCAUCCAAACACACUUGGACCACAGUCUUGAGUUAGGGGCUCGUUGCACACCCCUAUAUGAUGCGUCCUUUGAUACUUUGGCAAUGUUAUAACCAAACCAAACACGGCUAACCGUUCGCAGGAUUGCGGCUCUAAUCGUCGGCAGAGAUGACACCAGCGUUCAUCGCAUGUUUGACAGCAGGGUAGA